Messenger RNA from Rotaria sordida, 498 nucleotides. Lineage: Eukaryota; Metazoa; Rotifera; Eurotatoria; Philodinida; Philodinidae. The record is from the annotation of a GenBank genome assembly.
AUGCAAUGUCCAACAAAUCAAACAAAUAUGUCAUUAAUAUCAUUUUAUUUAGAUUAUUUAACUGAACAACGUCUUGAACAAGAUAGUCCAUUAACAGGAUAUUUACAAUAUAUAUUAAGUGAAGUUGUACUUAAACAUGAAUAUACACAAUGUAAUUUAUUAUUAUCAUUUGAUUGUCGAUCAUUAAAUACGGAUGAAGUUGAUGUUAUAGAAUUUACUUUUGAUAAUCGUGUUUUAAUUAAUGAUAAUCAAGAAAAUGAAUUUAUUACACAUAUAUCAAUAGUUGCAAAUAAAGAUUAUCCAACAUUACUUGAUAUAUUUGUUCAUGCUAACGGUCUUAAAAUUCUUGUACAACAUUUUGCUCGUAAUUAUCCAUCAAUACAAUCUUAUGAUGAAUGUUUAACAUCAUCAUCAUCAUCAUCGUCAAAUACAAAUAUAUUCGAUAAAAUAAAUUUCUUUGAUUUCUCAUCAUUAGUUUCAACAUCAUCAUCAUUAUAA